UUUUGUUUAAAAUUAAUUCUUAUUCAAAGACGUGUAAAUUAGCAGACGACGUAACAACAAAACGCGGAAGGAACUAUAUUGUUUAUUCGUACUUCCACAGUGCUUUGCGUUUCCUUCUAUGCAGACGCAAUGGCUGACAAAAAAGCAGAACCUGCAAAGGCUAAAAAGCCUCGUAAGGAGCCAAAAGAUAAAAGCAAGAAUCCAAUGCGGGAAGUCCGUAUUCGUAAAUUAUGCCUUAAUAUUUGUGUAGGUGAGUCUGGUGACAGACUUACACGAGCAGCAAAGGUAUUGGAAUCCCUUACUGGUCAACAGCCUGUUUUUUCCAAGGCCAGAUAUACUGUCAGGUCAUUUGGCAUUCGUCGUAAUGAGAAGAUUGCUGUUCAUUGCACUGUGCGAGGUGCCAAGGCAGAAGAAAUCUUGGAACGAGGGUUGAAGGUCCGAGAAUAUGAGUUGAGGAAGGACAAUUUUUCAGACACUGGCAAUUUUGGAUUUGGUAUCCAGGAACACAUUGACUUGGGUAUUAAGUAUGAUCCCAGUGUUGGAAUCUAUGGUCUUGAUUUCUAUGUUGUACUGGGUCGACCAGGUUUCAAUGUGGCUCAUAGACGAAGGAAGACUGGGGUGGUUGGUUUCCAGCACCGUCUGACGAAGGAAGAUGCCAUGAAGUGGUUCCAGCAGAAGUAUGAUGGUGUCAUUUUGGCUGGCAAGAAGAGUUAACAUGGGUAUUGGAUGUUAAUAAUUUGUCUCAUUCAUUAUUAAUAAUAAAAUAAUGAAAGUUAAA
Messenger RNA from Zootermopsis nevadensis, 778 nucleotides. It is a transcript of the gene RpL11, whose product is annotated as ribosomal protein L11. Gene Ontology annotation, molecular function: structural constituent of ribosome. The record is from RefSeq and is a predicted model, not a curated record. Gene Ontology annotation, biological process: translation. NCBI's taxonomy places the organism in Eukaryota, Metazoa, Arthropoda, Insecta, Blattodea, Termopsidae. Gene Ontology annotation, cellular component: ribosome.